AUGUUCUACCAAAACGGAAGAUUGAUUCAAGAUCCCGAAGACAACCCUCGAACCACAAACUGGGUGAACAUUUUCUUCAACGCUCGCGAUUACAGAUGCGACGACCUCGCCAUCAUGCGCACAGUCAUUACCUGCAUUCGCACAAGAGUCGUUAGCAUCACUGGCCAUGCCAUGCACUACGAUAUCCCGCUCUGCAUCUCGAUCCCGGUGCCCGGAGAACAGGGUGAAAAGGAGUCGAUCCUUGCUGCGGCGGAACUCUCGGCGGAGAUUCUUCGAGUGCAGGUUGCGAGGGGCUCUGUUUAUCUUAAUCGGUCUUUACUUUUUCGGAGAUAG
Penicillium digitatum Pd1 is the source of this 333-nucleotide messenger RNA. RefSeq lists its product as uncharacterized. The record is from RefSeq and is a predicted model, not a curated record. Lineage: Eukaryota; Fungi; Ascomycota; Eurotiomycetes; Eurotiales; Aspergillaceae.